AUGGAUAUGUUAAGCAUCACUUCAUCGUCAUCGCCUACUUCGAACCACGAUAUUGGUCAAGAUAUAACGAUCUUUACAGAUGCAUUUACAUCGAAGUCAUGUUAUAAAAAAAUUAGGUACAAUAAAGAUAAUGAUAAUUAUUUACGUUGGUUACUCUUUUAUUGUGGUGAACAAAUUCAAUCUACUUUUAAUCAAUUAGAUUUUAUCGAUUGCGACAAUAUACCAAUCGAUUUGAUAACAUUAAUGAAAACAACGAAAAUUGAUCGGGAACAAGAGCCCAACGACGACGACGACGAAUAG
Messenger RNA from Rotaria socialis, 300 nucleotides. The record is from the annotation of a GenBank genome assembly. NCBI's taxonomy places the organism in Eukaryota, Metazoa, Rotifera, Eurotatoria, Philodinida, Philodinidae.